AUGGUGUCCAAGGAGACACGAUGGUCCAAGGAGAAGAGAGAGGAAAUUCUGCGGUUGACUCAGGUGGCAAUUAAGAAGGUGCUUAACAACUGCCUCCAGAUGCCUGACUGGGCUCUGGGAGCCAUAGGUGCCACCAUCGAUGAGGAGAGGACAUCCAAGAGUUAUGGUGGGCAAGGCAAGAGGACCUGGUGGCUUUCUCCAUUUGGCUUCUUUUCUGCGAACCCUCCAGAGACAAUCUUGCAGCCCCGUAUUGCCCCUGGCAACUGCUGGGCUUUCCAAGGAUCUCAGGGCCAUGUGGUCAUCUGGCUGCCUGAGCAGAUCUGGCCAAGGGCUUCCACCAUCCGGCAUAUCUCCAAGGCAGUCUCUCCUUCAGGGGAAGUCAGCAGCACCCCCAAAGAGUUUGCUGUCUCUGGAGUGGAUGAGGCAACGGCAGAAACUCUCCUGGGGACAUUCACCUCUGACGUGCACAAGGAGAUUGCCUAGACAUUCCAUGUGUAG
Molecule: messenger RNA, 498 nt
Organism: Gavia stellata (red-throated loon)
Lineage: Eukaryota; Metazoa; Chordata; Aves; Gaviiformes; Gaviidae
Product: SUN domain-containing protein 3-like
Exons: 5
Biological process (GO): nuclear envelope organization
Cellular component (GO): nuclear envelope; meiotic nuclear membrane microtubule tethering complex
Molecular function (GO): protein-membrane adaptor activity
Source: RefSeq, a predicted model, not a curated record